AGCUCUGGUUGACUGUACAAUGGAGCGGCUGUACAGGUGAUCGCGCCUGCCUAUUCCCGGGAUCUGCGGGUUAUAUUUACAUGCGCUGGAAAGGGAAUGUAGAAUAGGACAUGGCAGAAUGAAAAUUCAUUGACCUGGAAUAUUUUCAGAUCUUGACCAUCAAACUCAUGGAAGAACUGUUAGGUUAAGAAACAAGCAAGCUCUUCUGUUAAGGAAAAAAACAAGAAUUGAGAACGCAAAGAUGGGGAAUCGCAUACCCACUGCUUCAGCUAUGGUACGCUUCUGUCACAAAUUGAAUAGAGUCAAGACUUUGGACGAUGACUUGAUGGAGACGUCACUGAAAAGAUGCCUCUCUACCGUUGACCUUACACUGCUAGGUGUUGGUGGAAUGGUUGGCUCUGGUCUAUAUGUGCUGACAGGCACAGUUGCCAAGGAGAUAGCAGGUCCAGCUGUGGUCUUAUCAUUUCUUAUUGCCGGCAUUGCCUCAUUGCUUGCUGCUCUUUGCUAUGCUGAAUUUGGUGCAAGAGUGCCAAGGACUGGAUCUGCCUACAUGUUCACUUAUGUUUCAGUUGGUGAAAUCUGGGCGUUUCUGAUUGGCUGGAAUGUCAUCCUGGAAUAUAUGAUUGGUGGAGCCGCAGUGGCCAGGGCCUGGAGUGGCUACCUGGACUCCAUAUUUGACCAUAAAAUCAAAAACUAUACUGAAAGACAUAUUGGUACUUGGGACGUGCCAUUUUUAGCUCACUAUCCAGAUUUCUUGGCUGCAGGAAUCUUGCUGGUUGCCACAGCAUUUAUCUCUUUUGGGGUUAGGGUAUCCUCAUGGCUUAACCAUAUAUUUGCUGCCAUAAGUAUGGGGAUUAUCAUCUUCAUUCUAAUAUUUGGGUUCAUUCUUGCAGACCCCAAGAACUGGGGAGCUGAGCAUGGUGGAUUUGCUCCAUUUGGGUUUUCUGGCAUCAUGUCUGGCACAGCCACAUGCUUUUAUGCCUUUGUUGGCUUUGAUGUAAUAGCAGCAUCAAGCGAAGAAGCUAAGAACCCUCAAAAAGCUAUUCCCAUUGCAACAGCUGUCUCCCUAGGCUUAGCAACAGGAGCCUACAUAUUGGUAUCGACAGUGUUAACAUUAAUGGUACCUUGGAAAACCCUAAUACCAGACUCUGCUCUUUCGGAUGCAUUUUACAGGAGAGGUUACUCAUGGGCAGGAUUUAUCGUAGCUGUUGGUUCCAUCUGCGCUAUGAAUACUGUCCUCUUGAGUAAUCUCUUCUCCCUUCCAAGGAUUGUAUAUGCAAUGGCUGAAGAUGGGCUAUUCUUUCAGUUUUUCUCCAAAGUCAACCCAACCACUAAAGUACCCGUCAUAGGCAUUGUAGUAUUUGGUAUUUUAAUGGGUUUUUUGGCACUUAUCUUUGACUUGGAAGCUCUUGUCCAGUUUCUAUCUAUAGGCACACUGUUGGCCUACACCUUUGUUGCAGCAAGCAUUAUAGUUCUAAGAUUUCAGCAAGACAAGACAGAAGAGCCACAACCAGUGGAUCCUGAGCCUAAUGCUCACUCACAGGACACCAGAGUAAUCGGUGAAAGGAUAACUGGAGAGGAAAUGAAGGAGUACGAGUCCUUUUCAGAUAAACUUCAACUAGUGGACACUCAGAAGAGGGAACGGAGAGAAACUGGACAGCUGAAAGCCACAUUUGAGCCAUACUUGAAGUUCUUGAGCGAUUGCUAUCCUGGAGAGGUGGUCACCAUAUCAGUAGUCACCAUGAUGUUUUCAGCCAUAUGCUUGUGCUCCAUUGUGGUGUUUGGCAGUUCUCACUUGCACCUCCCCACAUGGAGUUUUUAUUUACUGGUUGUUAUAUUUUCGAUUGGAUUUUUGAUAAGUCUGUUUUUCAUUUGGGUCCAUGAGCAACAAAGUAAAACUACGACAUUUCAGGUCCCAUGUGUUCCACUAAUUCCUGCUCUGAGUAUACUUUUAAAUAUAUAUCUCAUGCUUAAACUGAAUUACAUGACGUGGGUACGGUUCACAGUAUGGCUCGUUCUUGGUCUAGCAGUAUAUUUUGGUUACGGAAUCUGGCACAGUAAGGAGAAUUUGCAUGAACCAAAGAACCAUGGCGUCACAGCACGUUACGUAGUCUUUCCAAGCAGUAGUCUAGAAGAAACAGUCCAGCAGAUCCAGCCAAGCACUCAGGACUCAAUGGGAAGAGCUGAGAUUAUGGACGAGGAGUCCUUAAAGAGAUGAUGCUUUAAAAGCCUCUGAAUGUAUAUAAGACUACUGUGUCAAAUUUUUAUCUGGAUCACUACGCAAUUUGCUGUCUGCACUGGAAAUUAGAAAAACACGGCCUCAUUCAUUUUUCUUUUCUUUUCCAUAUGGUUAGAUUGUGGAAAAACAACCAACCAAAUCCUUUAGUAACUCUGCAAAUGUGUUAUAUCAG
This is a messenger RNA of Spea bombifrons (plains spadefoot toad), 2411 nucleotides long. It is a transcript of the gene SLC7A4, whose product is annotated as solute carrier family 7 member 4. Bases 242 to 2218 code for a protein of 658 amino acids. The transcript has 6 exons. The record is from RefSeq and is a predicted model, not a curated record. Gene Ontology annotation, molecular function: amino acid transmembrane transporter activity. Gene Ontology annotation, cellular component: plasma membrane. Gene Ontology annotation, biological process: transmembrane transport; amino acid transport. NCBI's taxonomy places the organism in Eukaryota, Metazoa, Chordata, Amphibia, Anura, Pelobatidae.